Messenger RNA from Prorocentrum cordatum, 960 nucleotides. NCBI's taxonomy places the organism in Eukaryota, Dinophyceae, Prorocentrales, Prorocentraceae. The record is from the annotation of a GenBank genome assembly.
CGGCUCAACGGGCUGGCGCGUGGGGCGCUCGGGACUCACCGCCAGUCGGCGAGCCCUGCCCCAUGGCCACGGCAUUUUCGCAGCGCGACGCCUGAGAUGCCCAGCCCGCUGGAUAAAGGAAGCCCGUGGCUGUUUGCGGACGCCGCCUCGGCCACCUUCGCUGGGUCCUUGGGCGAGCAGAGUCCCUUCCACGACCUGCCCCUACCGAGCUGGGGCAGAUUGACGCUUAAGCCGCACGGACCGCUGAAGAAGGGAAGCCGGCGGCCGCUGGCGACCGCUGCCGCGUCCACCUUCACAGGGCCUCUUGGCGAGGGCAGGCCCUUCGGUGACCUGCCCCUGCCGAGUGGGGCGUGCGACCUCCGCCUCGGCAGCAGGGGCCUCACGGGAGUCAAGAGGCGGGCGUCAACGGGCACGCUCACGCUUCCCAGGGGCGGGCCGCUGAUCCUCGACGGGGCGCCGGGCUCGACCCGGCUGGGCCACUACUCGCUGGUGAACCUCGGCGCCCUUGGGCUCGACCACUGCGGCAGCCGCCCGGUGGGCUCGCCAGCGGGCGCGACCCACCAGCCGGGCAGCCGUCCGCAGGCCCGCGCGGCCCCCAGGCCCCUGCCGGCCGCGCGGGAGCCCCGAGCAGCAGACCUCCUCGGGCUCUCCGUGGUCCGGGGGCCCUCCCUGCCAGAGCUAGCUCUGGGGGCGCCCGAGUCGGCCCGGGCGUACCUGCCCUCGGCGCUCCGCCGCGCCGGGCCUGGGCCAGCUGCCCGCAGCUCGCCCCGCCGCCCUGCGCCACCAGGCCGCGGCGGCCCCGGUGGACGCGCUCGAGCCCCGGCCGCGAGCGCGCCCUCUGGUGGCCGAGGAGGUCGCUGCCGCCGCACCGGCGGUGCAUGCCCACAAGUCGCCAGUAGCGGCCAGCGUGGAGGGGGGGCCGUUGGUGCCGAGACGCAGGUCAUCGAAGCUCGCCGUUGA